This is a messenger RNA of Chelmon rostratus (copperband butterflyfish), 5434 nucleotides long. It is a transcript of the gene pde8b, whose product is annotated as phosphodiesterase 8B. Gene Ontology annotation, biological process: signal transduction. The coding region runs from base 342 to 2954 and encodes 870 amino acids. Gene Ontology annotation, molecular function: 3',5'-cyclic-AMP phosphodiesterase activity. The record is from RefSeq and is a predicted model, not a curated record. The transcript is spliced from 22 exons. Lineage: Eukaryota; Metazoa; Chordata; Actinopteri; Chaetodontiformes; Chaetodontidae.
GGCUCAGUUCCCAGGAGGUCCAGGCCGUCGGAAGGACCUUCUGUCCUAAAUAUGACAUCGAGAUCCAAGAGCCUACAAUAGCGGAGGCUGAGGAGGGACCGGAUCCACGGGACGCAUGAAUUAAACAAUCACCAACGCCACCUCACGCCCCCACCUCCCCCCAACCUCCUACUUCAUGUGCUCAAACGGAGGUGUGUGGAGGAGAGAGCGACCCGAGCCCGCAGCCGAUGCCCGGAGAGACCAGCAGCCUGUGUGCAGGCAGCUGCGGACGACAGGAAGGUGGUACCCAAGCGUCGCUGUUUGUUAUCCGCGAUCCGGCUCCGGAGGCGCGCCGCUGAGGUAUGGGCUGCGCUCCCAGCAUCCACGUCUCUCAGAGCGGGGUGAUCUACUGCCGAGACUCAGACGAAUCCAACUCCCCCCACCAGACCACCACCAUCUCUCAGGGCACCGCGGCCACGCUGCACGGGCUCUUCAUCAAGACCGAUGCGGCCGAGACCAUCCCCUCCGUCAUCACCUACCAGAACCGCCACUCGCGCAACAACUCGUACCGGGAUCGCAAGGAGAACAGCGGGGGCCACGUCCGCAUCGAGGCCGAGACGCAGACCAGCCACACCAGCGUCAAGGUUUCAGCUACAGAAGAAUGUGUUGGACCGAUGAGACUGACUCAAGAGCCAAUUCAGGUCCUGCUGGUGUUCGCCAAGGAGGACAGCCAAAGCGAUGCCUUCUGGUGGGCCUGCGACCGCGCCGGGUUCAGGUGUAACAUCGCACGGACGCCCGAGUCCGCCGUGGAGUGUUUCCUGGACAAGCACCAUGAGAUUAUAGUCAUUGACGGACGCCACUCGCGCUACUUUGAGCCUGAAGCUGUAUGCCGGUUGAUCCGCGCCACGAAGCCCUCUGAAAACACGGUUAUUCUAGCUGUCGUGCCACAAAAGCCGGCUGACCAGGACGAGCCCUCCGUCCUUCCUCUCCUCUGUGCUGGAUUUAGCAGGAGGUUUGUGGAGAGCAGCAGUGUGUCGGCAUGCUACAAUGAGCUCAUACAGAUCGAACAUGGAGAGGUGCGCUGCCAGUUCAAACUCAGGGCUUGUAACUCUGUCUUCACUGCUCUGGAGCACUGUCAGGAGGCCGUGGAGAUCACCAGCGAGGACCACAUCAUUCAGUACGUGAACCCGGCGUUCGAGCGGAUGAUGGGCUACCACAAGGGGGAGCUGAUCGGGAAGGAGCUGACCGAACUCCCCAAGAGUGACAAGAACAGAGCAGACCUGCUGGACACCAUCAACACCUGCAUCAAGAAAGGAAAGGAAUGGCAGGGAAUUUACUACGCCAGGAAGAAGUCCGGCGACAGCGUACAGCAGAACGUGAAGAUAACGCCUGUCAUCGGCCAAGGAGGGAAGAUCCGACACUUUGUGUCCAUCAAGAGACCUCACAGCGACAACAACAACCAGGUCCACAAGUUCAACAAGGAGGAGAGAGGCAGCGGGGAACACUCGCAGUCAGAGUGCCACUCUCUGCGUCACCGAGACCGGAGGAAAGACUCCGUCGACGCCAGAUCGCUCAGCUCUCGCAGCAGCGACGCUCCCAGUUUGCAGAAUCGAAGAUAUUCCUCCGUCGCCAGGAUUCACUCCAUGACCAUCGAGGCUCCCAUCACCAAGGUGAUAAACAUCAUCAACGCGGCCCAGGAGAGCAGCCCGGUGACGGUGGCCGAGGCGCUGGACCGCGUGCUGGAGAUCCUGAGGACCACCGAGCUCUACUCCCCUCAGCUCGCCUCCAAAGAGGACGACCCCCACACCAACGACCUGGUCGGGGGGCUCAUGAGUGACGGGCUGCGGAGACUCUCUGGGAAUGAAUAUGUCUUCUGCAAAAACAUGAGUCACAGCCAGCUGGCCAUCCCGGUCACCCUCAAUGACGUCCCUCCGUCCAUCGCCGAGAUGCUGAAUGAUGAGGAGUGCUGGGAGUUCAACAUCCUGGAGCUGGAGGCCGCGACACACAAGAGACCGCUGACUUACCUCGGGCUGAAGAUCUUCACGACUUUCGGCGUGUGCGAGUUCCUGACCUGCUCGGAGGCCACGCUGCGCUCCUGGCUGCAGCUCAUGGAGGCCAGCUACCACGCCUCCAACUCCUACCACAACUCCACGCACGCCGCAGACGUGCUGCACGCCACUGCCUACUUCCUCCGCAAGGAGAGGGUCAAGGGUAGUCUGGACCAGCUGGAUGAGGUGGCGGCGCUGAUCGCGGCCACCGUGCACGACGUGGACCACCCGGGAAGGACCAACUCCUUCUUGUGCAACGCCGGCAGCGAACUGGCGAUCCUCUACAACGACACGGCCGUGCUGGAGAGCCACCACGCCGCCCUCGCCUUCCAGCUGACCGUGCGAGACGGCAAGAGCAACAUCUUCAAGAACACGGACCGGAAUCAGUUCCGAACGCUGCGGCAGGCGAUCAUCGACAUGGUGUUGGCCACGGAGAUGACCAGGCACUUUGAGCACGUCAGCAAGUUCGUGAACAGCAUCAACAAGCCGAUGGCCGCCAUCGAGGAGACCAGCACGAGCAGCGUGAACAGCGACUGCGACGGUCAGGCCAACAUCAGGAACUCUCCGGAGAACCGUCUGCUGAUAAAGAGGAUGCUCAUCAAGUGCGCGGACGUGGCGAACCCCUGCAGGCCACUCGAGCUCUGCAUCGAGUGGGCCGGACGGAUCUCUGAGGAGUACUUCGCUCAGACGGAUGAGGAGAAGCGACAAGGGCUGCCGGUGGUGAUGCCGGUGUUUGACAGGAACACCUGCAGCGUGCCCAAAUCUCAGAUCUCCUUCAUCGACUACUUCAUCACCGACAUGUUCGACGCCUGGGAUGCCUUCGCCAGCCUGCCCGGUCUCAUGGAACACCUGUCGGAGAAUUACAAGUACUGGAAGGGCUUGGACGAGAUGAAGUGCAAGAGCCUGCGUCCUCCUCCUCCUUCGUGACCGACUUCCCCUUCGCCUCCUUUCAUCCGUCACUCCGGGGGCAGAGCGGGACGGCCGGCGCGGCCCCGCGGUGGAACGAUUAGUCUCUUCAGCUGUGAUUCGACGGAGCUCCGUGACCUCCCGGCCGCCGCCGGACACGUUUACGGAGCCGGCGAUCCGGGCCUCUGAGAGCGGGCGUCACUGACUGAUCGACGCUGAGACGCCGUUUCAAUCUCAAAUCACAGCCUCUUUUCCUGUGUGGCUCUCAGUGGGGGUGGUGUCCACCAGUGGAGAACAGGUUGUCAUUUGAGGGCCCCUCUGUUGCCACUUUUACGGCCCUGUCAAGUAUUCCUAAUAGCACCCGUGUGGACCUCACGGCUCACCUGACGAUCUGCACCGUGCAACGUAACACGCCAGAAACCUGCACUUUAGCAAAUCCAAACGUUUUCUUUUUGAGCUCCUUCGUGUUAUUUUGGCUUUUUCUGCUGCAUCUGUCUGAAACGCGGUGAACAAGAUGGUGAACAAAGCACCGAGGCGGAUCCGUUCGCGCUUCUCGGCCAACGCGAGACACGGUCUCCAGUGUGAGAGACGCGUGUCUGGGACCAAACGCUUCGCGAUCCAUGUCCCUGUACUGAAAGAUCCUGCUGGACGCUCCAGAGUCUGGGCUCCAUUCGUGACGGUUGCCGGAUUUGAAGGUCACGUAGCCGUUGGUAAAAUAUCUUCGCCGCUGUCGUUUGUGCGCUGUGAGAGCAGCGUGUGUCAGAGCGGCAUCGCAGCAGAUGUGACGCUAACUGCAGAUAUCUGCACCCAAAUAAGAGGAAACAAAUCUGACCUGAAGUGCUCCACGUGAGGCCACGCCGUGCAGCGUUACAGCUGCACCAGAUCCACGUUUGGAUCCAGCUUGUGUGAAAACAGCAGCUGCAGCGUCCGGCUGCUUCUGACACCGAUCAGCUCCGGCUCUCACGUGGUUUUUGUUUAAGAUCCUGCAAAUGCAUUUUACCUUGCAGAGAAAUCUAGCUGCACAUGAGUUUCAGAUUAUUUGGAUGCAGAGAAAGGGAGACGAGAUCUGUGUGGUGGCUCUGCCCUCUGGUGGCUACAUGGAGGCGUUGCAGCAGUGGCACACACACAUGGAAUCAGUGCAAUGGUUCAUUUGGCAGAUGGAUUCAGACAGGUGGGGGGGCAUUAAUAAGGAAAAACUUUAAAAAAUUGAAAUGGUAUCAUCCCGUAGUCAGUGUGUCUUUCAGAGCACUUUACUUCAAUUUGACCCCUGAAGCUGAAACAGUAGUUUAAAGCUCUAUUUCAAGCAGCACCUCAGCGCUUUAUUUUACAGAGAAAAUUGGAUUCAAAGUGUCGAUUAGUGGUUAAAUCUGCAGAUAUCUGCUAUCAUGAGCGAAGUGGGGGGGGUGUGUACAGUGUGCUCUUUACAGGUGCCUUAUUCUUUGGCCAUCUUUACAGAAGCAGAAGCAUUUUUUGGGUCGACGUAGCUCCUCCUGUUGCUACCAGAAAAGCCACACAUGUUUUGGAUAUUUGGGUAAGUCGCCUCAUGGUCUGUGCUGCAGCUGCUCGGGACGUUCUCUCCUCCUCGUUUCGAACGGCUGCGAGGUUUUUAAAGACGGAAGCUGGAUCGGGUGACGCUGGAUCAGGUGUGAAGUCCACUGUUGGGUCUGUUAUUGUUUCGGUUACCGGUCACAUUCAUGUAUCUGUAACGACGUGUGGUCAUUUCACUGACGACCGAGGUCUUAAUCAAUGCCUUAACCUUCAUGUUUCAGUGUUUAGGUCUGCUAUUGUUGCGAUGCACUGUAAACUACCUGCUGUUCUUGUAAAUACUCGAUUUAUCAUUUUUGCUUUGCUUUUCACAUAACGUGCUUGUGUGACCUGUUCCGGCCGUUACGUGUUGCAGGAGCUGAUUUCCAAUCAAAACAUUUGAAUAUUUCACAGUGACUUGAAACGUGGCGCCGCCUCUGAGUGUUUCAGGACCGCUCUCGCUCAUCACGAGAAGAUAUUUUCGCUAGAGGACGAUGAAAGAUUUCUACUCACAAAGACGAUUUGCAGACAGACUUGCCUUUUCUGUGAUGAUACCCGUUAGGUCGGACGACGCCCGGCUCGCUUCGAGGCGGAGCCAGAUUGUAAAACCGCUUGUUGUGUAACGAUAAGCCUUCAUCACUUGCAGUGAUUUCUAUUUCCUCUCCUUCGUCUCUGACACUGAUGGCCGACAACGUGCCAACCCUGUGUUGUUUUGUAUAAUUUAUAAGCAGGACGAUUCGAGAGUCAUGUUAUAUAAAGUUCAAAUUAUUUUUCAAAGGAACAAAGUCAUUAUCGGCCGUGUAACGUGUGUUUUGAGAGAUUUUUCUGCCUUGUGCAUAGAAAUAAAAAAAGCUUUCCAUCAGAGUCACUUAAGCUGUUUGAAAAGUUUCGCUCUCUGGAUUAUUUUGUCUUAUUCUGAUCUCUGUCAAACACGCAAAUCUACUGUGAGAGACAAUUAAAGUGUUCUUUAAACAUGA